Molecule: messenger RNA, 300 nt
Organism: Suillus clintonianus
Lineage: Eukaryota; Fungi; Basidiomycota; Agaricomycetes; Boletales; Suillaceae
Exons: 1
Source: RefSeq, a predicted model, not a curated record
CUUGACCAGCAUGAUCUCUCGUUUAUCACAUCCAUUCUCGAUGCCAACCCAUCCCUAUUUCUCGACGAAAUUCAAGAGCAACUCCUUGAAGCACGGAAUGUGGAAGUCUCGAUUGCCACACUCUCGCGCAGCCUUCGUCGGCUUGCAAUCAUGCACAAACAGACAUCGAAGGCAGCAGCAGAGCGAAACGAGUUGCUCCAUGCAACCUGGCUGGCGGAAUAUGGGCACUUGCCAAAGGAGUAUUUUGUGUGGAUUGAUGAGUCUGGGGUCGACAACCGAACAAACCAGAGACCAGACGGC